GAGACGGCGGCGAAGGUCGGGACGUAAACAUGGCAGCCCGCAGUAUGCUGAGGUCUGUGUGGACCUCAUUUUCGGGCUUGAAAGUAGUGAAUGUUAAUGUCCAACAGGUGAUAAAUGUUCCCCAACUAUCGGCUUUAACCAUUCAGAGUCGAGGGAUCCGCCAAGUGGUGAAGAAGCAGGAGGGCAAAACAACAACGAUUGAGGGACAAAUAGUGGACGUUCUAACGGGACCACAGCCUCCCAACCCCGCAGCCAAGUGUCCGAUCUACAGAUGGAACCUGCAACACAAAUACAACUACACGGAUGUCCUGUUGCUUAGUCAGUUCAUCAGGUCAGAUGGAGGGUUGAUGCCAAGGAGAAUCACCGGUCUCUGUCCUGAGGAGCAUCGCAAGAUUGCCAUCUGUGUCCAGAUGGCCCACAGAGCAGGUCUGCUCCCUGACCAUAAACCCCAACUUCCAGUGGGCCACGUCCCAAAGAAGACCAAGCCACAACUUAACAGAUACCUCACUCGCUGGUCCAUCGACACGGUGAAACCCAUAUAUAGAACUGGACUGAAGUGGUGUAAGAAGCGCAUGGCUGUCGGCGACCCAGCUCUCAAGGACAAUGUGCGUUACAGUGUGAAGCCCCUUAAUAUAAAACACUGACGGCCUGACGAAUCGCUUCAGCAACCGGAUGAGAGUGGGUGGAUCUUUUCUUCUUUUUUUUUUAAUGCGAAGACGCAGUUUCAAGUGGAUUAACUUUUGUCAUACCUCCCUGGGAAAGGGUUUGAAAGCUUCAACCAUCUGUAUUUAUUCUACCUUUUUGUUUAUCAAGCUGAGUCACCCUAGUAAUGAAGCAUGCGCAGCCCGACCUACCACCAUCUCUUCUGUCUCUGCUGGUUUUCAAAAAGCCCUUAAAGUGAAUUCUGCAACAACUUAAUGAAAGCAACAACUGGGUCAGUGUAACAAUUUCAAAGUAGGUGGUAUGUCGACUGUAUACUCGGAUGUGCAAAUAAAAUGUGUCUGAUUA
Molecule: messenger RNA, 1008 nt
Organism: Cyclopterus lumpus (lumpfish)
Lineage: Eukaryota; Metazoa; Chordata; Actinopteri; Perciformes; Cyclopteridae
Gene: mrps18a
Product: mitochondrial ribosomal protein S18A
Exons: 6
Coding region: 30-644 (204 amino acids)
Biological process (GO): mitochondrial translation
Cellular component (GO): ribosome; mitochondrial small ribosomal subunit
Molecular function (GO): structural constituent of ribosome; small ribosomal subunit rRNA binding
Source: RefSeq, a predicted model, not a curated record